Messenger RNA from Oryzias melastigma (Indian medaka), 2258 nucleotides. RefSeq names its product histamine H2 receptor. The record is from RefSeq and is a predicted model, not a curated record. Gene Ontology annotation, molecular function: G protein-coupled receptor activity. The transcript is spliced from 6 exons. Gene Ontology annotation, cellular component: membrane. Lineage: Eukaryota; Metazoa; Chordata; Actinopteri; Beloniformes; Adrianichthyidae. The coding region runs from base 766 to 1824 and encodes 352 amino acids. Gene Ontology annotation, biological process: G protein-coupled receptor signaling pathway.
CACCUCCGCUGGUUGCCGUGGAGACAGCAGAUCACUCGUGGUCGACUUGGGUGUCCUGGUCUUAAUCCUGCUGCCGAUAAUCUGCUUGUUCUCAAGAAAGACUCAGUUUGUUGGAGCUCCAACUUCUGACGCCACCUGUGAGAGUACGUUUUGGAAACAUUUCUCUUCAGUGGAAUGUCAGCAAAUCAACCGGUUGGUGACGUCAUAGAAGUUCCGUCCGGUUUGGUUUCUUUGGAAACCAGUAUCCUCGAUUUAGGCCAGGACCAACGAACCGAACGGAAGUUCUGCUGUGAUCAGGUGGAGGUGCGCUGUUCACACCUGGACCCACGUGAUGGUCGGAACCGAGCUGCGCUGAAGGAAACAGGUGACCGACAGGAGCGCCAUGGCAACGCCCCGGCGGAGGACACGCCCCCCGCAGCGCCAGCUCACCUGCUUACUCACAAACAGAUCAGAUCAGAUGGAAACCUUCUUGUGUUGAUCAUUCCAUGAGGUAGACUGGACUGUCCCGGACCCGACAGAAGAGAAGAUUUUGACUGCCAACAAACCAAUGGUGAGGACGGAACCAAACAAGCGUUUCUCUCUGGAAACCAACCGGUAUUCACUCAUAGGAGGAGUUCUGCAGUAUUUACGGACUCUUUGGACCUCAGAACCAGCAGAGAACACCGCCGGCUGACGGUCAGUUCUCUACCAAACAGCGGUUGGAUCCAAACGGGUUCUGUCUGCUCCAUGACGUACUCGGUGGAACGCCGCUGACCUCCAAACACGAUGACGGAUGUUCUGAGAGUUCUGUACGCGGUUCUCAUGGUUCUGUCGAGCGCCGCCUGCAUCUGUGGGAACCUCCUGCUUCUGCUGGUUCUGCUCCUCAACAAAGAGCUGUGGUCCGACACGCUGGGCUUCACGCUGAGCCACAGCCUGAGCGACCUGGCCCUCGGACUCUCCACCAUGCCCUUUGGGGCCCACAACGCCCUGUUCUGGCCCAGCGGACCCCCCGGUGAGGGCCUCCUCUGUCAGGGCAGCGGCUUCCUGUUCCUCCUCCUGCAGGUUUCUUCGGUCCACUCUCUGGCCUGGGCCACAGUCGACAAGUUCACCGAGAUCUGCUUCGCUCUCAGCUACAGCCGGAUCUGGACCGGCCGCCGAAGUCUGGCUGUGCUGGUUCUGGUCUGGCUGUUCUGCCUCGUCAGUGCCUCUCUCCCGCUACUGGGAUUCGGCAGCUACUCCUACAGCGAGUCGCGGUUCCUCUGCUGCCCAAAGUUCAUCCGGAGCAGCAGCUUUGUGUUGCUGUGGACGGUGGCGGGCGUCGCGGCGCCGAUCCUCGCCGUGUGCUGCCUGUACGGAUACAUCGUGUACGUGGCUCUAAAACAAGCCAAGAGAGGAACCUUCAUGUGCAACGAGCUGCACUGUUUCUACGUUCCCGCCAAAAACUACCUGAGGAGCUCCAUCGUCAUGGUCGCCACCUCAGGCUGCCUGCUGCUCUGCUGGCUGCCGUACAUCUCAGCUGUUCUGUACGAGACCUUCAGCGGUCAGCAGAGUCCGUCUGCCACUGCAACCUUCUCCACCUGGCUGGUUCUGACCGGGUCAGCUCUGAACCCCUGGAUUACCUGCAUGACCCAGGCCAGGUACCGGGUCGCCGCGUGGCGAGUCGUCACUCGGACUCUUCAGAAGUGCCGUGGGACGUCUCUGCAGUCCCGAUCCUGGACCUCCGACAUCCACCUGAACCAUCGGUUCAGCCCAACUAACAGCUCCACAAAAACUGUGAGCAUGGACCCCCACGACCACACAGAUGCCCCCUCGUCGUCAGUCCAGACACCGUUGCAAUGCGUUUAAAGAGAACUCUGGGAAAUGCAGUCCACACAAGCGACAGCACUCCAGAACCUGACAGCAACUAGCAGAACUUUACAGAACCCAACAGAAAUGCAGCUUAGUAGUUGUGCUAGUGCAUGGACCGGGUCAAAUCACUCAUCCAGAACUAUGUGAUACCAAAUGGAAAAAACAGGUCCUCCUGCCCCAAUUAGACAACUAUUUAUCCUCUUCUUGUAUAUUCUGGUCAUAAAGACCUUCAAGUUCUGGACUUUUGGUCAAAUGUGAUUCAUUUUCUACAAAGACAUUAAUAUGGUGUAAAACUCUUUAAGACCAGAUCCAGAUCACUGAUGUUUCAAGUCUUGCAGUGACCUCUGGAUGUUCAUGAAAACCACCUCACAGCUCAGAUUUGUUUAACGUGUUACGAUGAAGAAGUAUAAAGUAUAAAGUUACUUUCAGCU